AAUUCCUGAUCCCCCAAACAAUAAUUCAAGCACUCUCACAAGUGCAUCCAUCAGGUUUGACAUCCUCAUCUCCCCCACUUCCGUUUCGCUCGCACUUGAGCUAAAUUACAGCGUAAGCAAAGGACUGCAUCCGCUAAAGACUACUUCCGAACUUUCCGGGCUGGCUCCAACAAAAAGCGCAAUAUCCAAACCCGCAAUGUCUCUCGUAACACUGUCCUCGGAGGACUGUGAGAUGAUUGAGAAGAGCAUCGAUAUGAUCUCGAUGCAGUGCAAGAUGAUUGCAAACAUGCUGCGGCGAUCUCGCGACGCGUCAGGCAUGGCACUCGACUCGCGCCAAGACACCGGCACGCCCGAUGGCGGCGAGGCUGUCGAGAUGCUGAACAGCGCAAUGUCGUCGCUGUCCUCGACAAUGCGCCAUGUGUCGGGCGAGUACAGCGAGCCGACGUCAGCAUCGCGCAAGCGGCCGCGCAUCAGGCCGUACGGAGACGACCAGUACGCGUUGGGGCGGAUGGACGCGAUGGCGUCGCACACGACGCCGCCGGCAGUCAAGCGCCGCGGGCGGCCGCCGCGCGACUACGGCGAUGAGCUGGGCCCUGCGUUCGCGAUGUACGCCAGCGAGGUGUUCGGCAAGACGGCACAGGCGAUGCACGAGCGCGCCAGCAAGACCGAGGUGCUGCGUGCGGUGUGGGACAGCUGGUGGCUGUCGGCGCAGGGGCUCAAGGACAAGUACUUGGCACUGGCGCGCCACGAGACGGUCGUCAACGAGACCAACAUGCUGGAGAUGCUGGUGGACUACCCGCUGCCCAGCGACGCCGCGGCAAUCCAGGCCAGUCACAGGCAGCCGCCAUUCAGCGCGCACUCGCAGCAGCAGCACCAGCCGCACUACCACAGCCAGCAGCCCUACCAACCGCAGCCGCAGGCACAGUUGCCGAUGCCACAUCGCCACCAGAGCCAUGACCAGGCCCAAGGCAAUGCGCGCUUGCCGAUGCACUCGCAGCCGCACUCGCACUCGGAGUCGCACUCGCCCGAGCCAGAGGCCGAUGCGUUUGACGCGUUCCUGCGCGAGCAGAUCCCGCUGCUUCGGUCCAAGGUGCCAGACUGGAGUGAGGCCGAGAUCCACCGGCGGCUGACGGUCAAUUGGAACGGCAUGGCACCGGCUGAGCGCGAACGCUACGAUGGCGCACGCACUGCACACGCGCACGCGCACACUCCCACGCCUGUGCACACGCCGCUGUCGGCAUCGUUGCGUGCGACCAGCCACAGCGCGCCGCGGCGCGCGUACGUGCUGUUUUGUCGCAAGGAGCGGCCGCUGUUGGUGCGCGACAACCCAACGUGGGACCUGCCGACUGUUAACAAGGAGCUGGGCCGGCGCUGGAAGGACCUGGACGCCGAGGAGCGCGAGGUCUACCACGAGAUGGAGCGGCGCGAGGUCGACGAGCGGUCGCUGGCGCGCAGUGGGUCGGCAGCCGCAGCUGCAGCCGCAGCCGCCGCGUCGGGCAGCCCGCGCGAUCACGACGCAUACCGCGCGGCGCCGUACCAGCGGCCAGGUGGGUACUUUGGCGUGCUACAGGCAGCGCCGUCGGCGCGGCCCGGCGCGCGCCUGGGCGUCACGCCCAACCCAAACAAGGGCCCCUCCAAGGCCUACGUUUUUUACUCGCGCAUGAACCGUAAGCGCGUAACGGCCGAGCACCCCGAGUGGGACCUGGCGACCAUCAACCGCGAGCUGGGCCGCAUGUGGAAGAUGCUGCCGACCAACGACCGCCAGGACUGGGAGGCGCGCGCCGCCGCCUCGCAGCCCGCAGACGAGCCGGCUUUAGCCUCGGCUACAUCCACACCCCGCUACCACGCGUCACCCGUGCCGCUCCCUGCGCCAUCUGCCAGCGCCAGCGCCGCCACCACGUCCAUGCCGGCGACGCCAGCCUCGGAGACUGCGACACCCGCACCAAUGUCUGCUGCAAGAGGCAGCGAUGGCCGCGCUGCACCGCAUGCAGGCAACCAUGCCAUCGACAUUGAUGCUGACGUCGACGCCAACGCCGACAUUGAUGCCGACGCCGGCCCCGAGAGCGAGGCUGAGGACGUCGAGAUGCAGGAGGACUCUGAAGAUGAGCAGAGGCACCAGCCAAGGCAGCCUCUGCAUGGCGCCUUGGCUCCCGCUUCAGGCUCGGGCUCGGUCCCGGCCUCCCACAGCGUCGCUGCAGCCAUUGUACUCCCCAAGCAGCAGCACGUAGCUGCCGGCCCUCCACCGACCGCAAAGCCCGCGGUCAAGACCAACGGCACCCCGCAUGCCUCGCUGGCGGCCGCCGCGUCAACGCUGUCGCGGGAGUCGCUCCACUUGAACCGCACGCCUGAGAGCCAAUGAGCCAGGACUAUAUUGAGCUGUUGAGCCAGUGGGUAGCAGCAACUUGACUUAUUUCCCCGUCCUUUUCCAAUUUUAUUUCAUGCCCUUACUU
Molecule: messenger RNA, 2450 nt
Organism: Kickxella alabastrina
Lineage: Eukaryota; Fungi; Kickxellomycota; Kickxellomycetes; Kickxellales; Kickxellaceae
Exons: 3
Coding region: 197-2359 (720 amino acids)
Molecular function (GO): DNA binding, bending
Source: RefSeq, a predicted model, not a curated record